Messenger RNA from Paramecium tetraurelia, 441 nucleotides. RefSeq lists its product as uncharacterized. The record is from RefSeq and is a predicted model, not a curated record. Lineage: Eukaryota; Ciliophora; Oligohymenophorea; Peniculida; Parameciidae. The transcript has 2 exons.
AUGAUAAAUAAGUAAACAGAAUAAAUAUUCUCAUAACUGUAAGGAGCCUUUGCGUGGGUUGAGAAGAUGAGAAAGAAGAAGCCAAUGACUUCGGAUAUGCAAAUUAAGGAAUUGUUAUACUUUUUAAAUAUUGAUGCUACGAAUGAAGAGAUUGAAGCUUUGAAUGAAUUGGCUAAUCCUGAAGGAGAACAAGACAUUUAAUACGAGAAAUUAUACAAAGUGUUUAUGAAUGAUUAGCAAUAAGAGUAAAGAGAGGUGUUGGAGGCCUUUAGGUUGCUAUCAGGUUCAAAUAGGAUUGAAGUAGAUAAAUUAGAGAAUUGGCUCUACAUUUAUGACAAGAAGUACCGAAAUAAUACCAAACAAUUCAUAGCUUAAUUGAAGCAGUCCCCAAGUUAUAAGCAAGGAUAUUUGGACUUUGAGAAAUAUGUGAAAGAAGGUUGA